AUGUCUGGAGUAGAAGCAAUAGCAGUAAUAGGGUUCACCAUCCAGGUUGUCGACACGACUAUUAGGGUGAUCGACCUGUGGAAGAGUGCUAACGAAGUCGGUGAGGAUGUCGUCGUUAUAAACGCCAGACUUGACAUGAUACGAGCACGUCUCAAAUCUUGGGCCCUGGAUUGGGGAUUCAAAGAAAACAAACACCUGGAGAAUCGUCGUUUCAGAGAGUACGGGUUUCUUGCAGUCAGAUACUUGCUGAUAAUCCAACAUCGCCUGACUGCAAUCAAAAACUUCGAGAAGAAGUUCCCCUCACUUUUCAAAAGAGCCGAACUUCCACAGGAGCAAGGCUCUGCUCAACGCGUGGUGCAGCUUUCUGAGAUUGCCCAAGCGGAUGCCCCCGGACUGCUGGAGCUGAAGGAGCUUCAAACGGAAGUAGCCGCCAUCAACCACGCCAACAUCAUUCAACGAUGGAGAUGGGCACGUCGAGAGGGUAAAGGGUUGCAAAUGGUCGACCAGGUUGCGACGCUAGUCAAGGAACUUCAGGACUUUUUUGUGCCUCCAGCUGUCGACCCUCUUGCCCCCGUGGUAUUCAGCCAACAACUACUAUCAGCGCCCAAUGUGGCGGUAUCGAGGGCGGCGCACGAUUCUUUUGUCGGAGAUCGAGCAGCGGAGAUGGUAGGAAGCAUUGCUAGUUUCAAAGCCGCGGCUUCAGAGAUGGCCAAUCAUACAGAGACUCUCCGUAAUCGCGAAUUAAUGAGGAGCCAUCGAGGUAUAUCUCUCCAGGAAAGUGUGAUCACCGCCGGAGGUUCGAGGGGAAUGCGGAGUCUCGCCAUGUUUCGGUCGCAUGACAUACCUAGCACACGAGUGUUGAUCGAGUGGAGGACGGUUCCAAAUACGUUACCCUCUAUCGUCAAAGAUGGACUGCACGAUCAGAUUCACGACUUGGGGUUGUUGCUGCAUUCAGUAAAUAAGCCUAAAGAGUUUCGCACUCUUGACUGUAUUGCAGUUGUCGAUAUGCCUGUUGCUCCCCAGGAAGAUGCUCGGUACGGUCUUAUCUUCAAGCUGGACGAAAAGAAACAGGUCUUUACACUAUUCGAUCUGCUCACGAACGGAAAUUUUGCUACCGAGUCGCUGAGUGACGUACUGAAGCUCGUACAAACGCUCUCAAAGGCACUCUUAUUCCUUCAUCUCGGCGGUUGGCUUCACAAGGGCAUCCGAAGCGACAAUGUUCUAUUCUUCGCAGAUGUUAUCUCAAACGUCAAUCUUUGUGAGCCCUACAUUGGAGGCUUUGAGUACAGUCGGUCGUUUGAAGUCAAGAGAUUGACACAGAAUGUAGGCGAUGACAAGUUCGAAAACUUAUAUCGACAUCCCGAUCAUCAAGGACUCCCGUUAAAACAAAGUGACUCGGCCGAUGUAAAGGCUGAGCGCCGUCAAGCUUUCUCAUACGAGGCCGACUUGUAUAGCUUUGGUGUCUUGAUGAUGGAAAUUAGUUUUUGGUCGACUGCGUCGCAAAUCGUGGAACGGUCCGUCCCGGACCACGCUGAUAAAGUGGGAUGUUUUAGAGAAGUCUUUCUAGAUACGAUACCGGGCAUUAAAGUCCGAAUGGGUGACGUUUUUUCUGAGGCGACUUCUUUGUGCUUGAAGAGUGGAUUCUGUACAGGAGGGACUGGGCAGCCUGAGACUAUCCAGGAAGCAUUCUACCUAUCUGUGGUCAGAGUAUUGGAACGAUGCUUUUUGUGA
This is a messenger RNA of Penicillium samsonianum, 1731 nucleotides long. RefSeq lists its product as uncharacterized. The transcript has a single exon. Gene Ontology annotation, biological process: protein phosphorylation. Lineage: Eukaryota; Fungi; Ascomycota; Eurotiomycetes; Eurotiales; Aspergillaceae. The coding region runs from base 1 to 1731 and encodes 576 amino acids. The record is from RefSeq and is a predicted model, not a curated record. Gene Ontology annotation, molecular function: protein kinase activity; ATP binding.